ACCUUCCUAAUGUUCGCUCUACUGAUAACCGUCAUAUAUGUAGAAGUGAUAAAGAAUUGUGGUUGGUUGAAGGCGAAUCGAUUUUUGUUGAUCUAACAAAUGUAAAACAACAAAAUAAUAAUGUUCAGUUAUCCGAACCAACUUCUAUCAAAAAUAUUAACCAAAGACACAAAGAAUACGAUGAUGCUACUUCAACAGAUAAUGAAGAUAUUAAUAUAACUUCACAAGUUUCCUUGUCAGAUGAUGAAAGUGAUAAUGACAUCAUUCUUCCUCAAGUCUCCUUAUUAGUUUAUGAAAAUAAUGAAGCUAUUUUGCCUCAUUCAGGCAAUGAUAUUGCUUUACCAGCUCAUAGAAAUAAUAAUAUUAUUGGUGUUUGGCGAUCAAUUUCGGACACCUUAUCAAGAAUAUACUUAUCUUUAAUGAUAUUUAUUAUUUGGUGUGGGUACAUUCUUG
This is a messenger RNA of Ambispora leptoticha, 453 nucleotides long. NCBI's taxonomy places the organism in Eukaryota, Fungi, Glomeromycota, Glomeromycetes, Archaeosporales, Ambisporaceae. The record is from the annotation of a GenBank genome assembly.